AUGCCUCUCAGGAGUUUUUCUGUUGGCAUAGUCAUCCGCUUAAAAAUCACCAUUGGUGGAAGCUUCUGUCCAGAUGAUGUGCAGCUCAAACUACCCAGAUGGGCUCUCAUAGCAAUUGCUAUAGCAGCAGGCGUAGUUCUGCUACUUUUCCUUAUCUGUAUCAUCAAGUGCUGCUGCUGCAAGAAGAAACACAAGAAGAAGGAGAAGCUCAACUUAAGAAACAUUAAUGGUGCCUCCACAACAGCCAGCUUGGUCCAACCUGAUUUGGAAGACAUUGAAUGUGGACUGGAAGAUGAGAAACGAGGACGGCUGCAAUAUUCCCUAGAAUAUGACUUCCGUGGCCAGGAGUUGAAAGUUGGAGUGAAGCAGGCAGCAGAUCUAAAGGCCAUGGACAGUGGAGGUACCUCUGAUCCCUACGUAAUUGUUUUCCUGACAUCUGACAUAAGGAAGAAGUAUGAAACAAAAGUUCAUCGUAAGACACUCAAUCCUGUUUACAACGAGAGCUUCAUUUUUCAGGUCUCCCAAGCAGAGGUGACUGAAGCUAUACUGGUCAUGCAAGUGUAUGAUUUCAACCGCUUUUCCAAGCAUGACAUAAUUGGUGAGGUGUGUCUGCCUCUUGUGGAUGUGGACUUACAGCAUGUAAUGGAACAAUGGCUUGAUCUCUCUCCAGCUGGCAAGAUAGAGCAAGAGCACCUUGGAGAAAUCUGCUUCUCACUGCGAUAUGUCCCCAGUACCAGCAAAUUAACGGUAGUUAUCUUGGAAGCCAAAAAGCUCAAGGUUAUGGAUGCAGAUGGAUUAUCAGACCCAUAUGUCAAAGUGCAACUUAUUCUGAACAAAAAGAAAUGGAAGAAAAAGAAGACAAGUGUGAAGAAAAAUACAUUAAGCCCCUACUUCAAUGAAGCGUUUGUUUUUGAAGUGCCUUUCAACCUGAUCCAGAAUGUAGAUCUGGUGAUCUCAGUCUGGGAUCGUGACAAAGUGACCAAGGAUGACCAGAUUGGAAAGCUGUUUCUCAGCUGCCGAGCUACAGGGAACCAGUUGCGCCACUGGUCAGAUAUGCUGGCUAAUCCUCGCAGGCCUAUAGCACAGUGGCACAGUCUGCAGCCUGUGGAAGUCAUUGACAAAACUCUGGGACUGAAGACACGCUUCAAGCUGCCACUACCCACCAGCUAACCCACCCACUUCAAACAGUUCUCUCUAUGCUCCUCCACUCUGGAAGGAAACCCACAGCUAUUAUUUACAAAGGAAGACCUGAUAGCACAAAUCACCACAUCAGGUUCAGUUGAACAUAUAGCUGUAAUUAUUCUAGACAAGGGGAGGCAAGGCAAGGCGUUAUGCCACUGUGUCCCACACUUAGGUAACCAGCAGUUAUCUCCAGGCAUCCUCCCAUCAGGAUCAUUCUUCUGAAGAGGAUUUGAACUACUGCACAGGUCUCUUUAUUGAUGUUCUCUGGGGCUGGAGAAGAUAAGGAAGCAAGAGAAUGACAAGUUGGCCAAAGUGGGAGAUGAAAAACCAGUGCACCAACCUGCGCACUUCCCUUUUAAUGUCUUUAACAUGGAGGCUGAAAAAACCCACUGCCUGUGUAAAUUGGGAUGGUUGGGUGGGAAAGAAUGGCAAAGCCUUUACUGCACUUUAGGAAGAAGGGUGGUAUGGAAAAUUGUCCAACCCAUAGUGUCAGAGCAAACCUAGCAAAAUAGCAGAACUGGAAGUGAAUCAACUCAUCAGCUGAUGAUUUCCCUAAGUCUAAAGGUAUUCUGGAGACACAGAGAUGUGGGGCCAAUCUUAGAUCCAAUCUUGUAAAUCCAACAAAAAUUGACAUGUUCAACAAUGGUAUGUACUGCACUAUCAUGGAUCAAAUCUAUUGCUUUACUUUGAUGAGAAAAAAAAAACAUGUAGCCCUUCAAAAUCAAGCUAUUAACAUAUCAGUAUAUGGACUUGUGUGGGUUAGGUUUUUUUCCUCUAGAUUUAAGGAGAAAACAAAACUUGAAAAUAACCGUGGUUAGAGUUGU
Messenger RNA from Pseudonaja textilis, 2006 nucleotides. The record is from RefSeq and is a predicted model, not a curated record. Lineage: Eukaryota; Metazoa; Chordata; Lepidosauria; Squamata; Elapidae.